GGCUCCGGCACUCCCCGCCGGGAUGGAGAGGUUAGGCGAGCAGCAGCAUGUACUCCGUUUCUGACAGCAAGGGAAACAAUGAAAAGACUAUUUGGAGCUCAACAGAAAUGCGGCACAGGACGAGUGUGGUGAAAGUGUGGCUGUCCCGCAAUGAGCCGCCGACCUCCAGACCGGUGUGGACCGGACAGGAGGGCAGUCUGGAUCCUGACUGUCACUGCCCUCGUCACCGCGCAGACUGCAGGAGGAGCACCGCUGUUCUCGGACCCUGGGGUUUUUCUGGAAAAGUACGGCUACCUCCAUCAGGACAACCAUAUCCACAAUGCAGCUGAGAUGCAGUCAGCUAUCCGAGAGUUCCAGUGGUUGUCCCGGCUUCCUGUCACAGGUGAGCUUGACAGCGCCACUCUGAGGCAGAUGGCGGAGCCCCGCUGUGGGGUGUCGGAUGAGAGCAGCCAGCAGAUCUGGGCUCAGAGAGUAAACGCCAUCUUCACUGGAAAGAGCAUCGCUCUCAGGCGACCACAGCGCCACAGGAGGCACUCUGUUGCACAAGCUGAGAAGUGGUACAAACGUCACCUGACCUACCAGGUAGUAAACUGGCCUCGUCACCUGACUCUGGGCUCCGUGCAGUUGGCAGUGCGCGUUGCCUUCCAGUUGUGGAGCAACGUGUCCGGCCUGGUGUUCCAGGAGGCCCCUGAAGGCCCUGCAGACAUCCGGCUGGCAUUUUAUGAGGGAGACCACAAUGACGGGGCCAGCAAUGCCUUUGACGGACCAGGAGGAACUCUGGCUCACGCCUUCCUGCCUCGCCGGGGGGAAGCCCACUUCGACAUGGCGGAGAGGUGGACGCUUAACGGACACAAGGGACACAACCUCUUCAUGGUGACUGCCCACGAGAUCGGUCACACUCUGGGACUGGAACACUCCCCGGUCCAUCACGCCUUAAUGUCACCAUACUACAGGAAACUGGGCCGCAGCCUGGUGCUGAGCUGGGACGACAUCAUUGCAGUGCAGCAGCUGUACGGUAAGCCAUCAGGUGAUCACCCUGUGAGGCUGCCAGGCCAGGUUUUGCAUGCCGCUCUGCAGGAGUGGGAGUUUACAGAGCUGCACAACGCGCGUCAGACCACAGGGCAGCCUCUAUACUGCCAGGGUGUCUUUGAUGCCAUCACUAUGGACCAGAAUGACACGGUGCUGGUGUUUCGGGGCAGUGUGUACUGGACAGUAUUGGCUGAGGGCGGAGUGAGUGGCCCGCUGCCUCUCCGUCAGCGCUGGUCUGACCUCCCUCCGGCCGUCGAGGCUGCUGCCUUCUCCCCGCUGGACUCCAAGUGGUAUUUUUUCAAAGGGAAGCGGAUGUGGCGCUACACAGGCAGUGUACUGGACUCCGGCUUCCCCAGGAAGAGCAGUGAGUUGGGGUUGCCCCGACACCCUGACUGUGCCUUCUACUAUGCUCCUCUGGGUCACAUGGUCCUCUUCAAGGGCUCCCGUUACUCUGUGCUUAACCUCAAAACCCUGCACCAAGAACCCUACUACCCUCGCAGGCUGGCAGACUGGACUGGUGUGCCACAGGGAACCAAUGGGGCGCUGACCCGUCCCGACGGACGCCUUUACCUGUUCAGAGAACAGCGGUUCUGGAGAUUUGACCCGGUUAAGGUGCGUGUCACCAAAGAGGGCCAGUGGGCCAAGGAUCUGGGCUGGACUGGUUGCAGCAACGCUCCUCAGAGCAACAACAUUUUUUGACCAGCAGAGGGAGCUGUAAGCUUAGGCUAAAGUGCAAUUUGUUGAUUAGUAUAUACUAUAAUGUAAGGUGCUACAGCCUAAACCCACAUUGAGUUUAUAUGUUGUUAAAGGAGCCUAGCUCAGCAAAUCUCAUGCCUUGAAGGUAUUCAACAAAAAUACUUACAUUUUGGUUUACACAUUUUGAUGCACAUAUAGUAUUUAUACUGCAGAGCAAUGGAUAUUCCUCUACAUGGAUGUGCAAUUAUAGCCUCAUCAUUGCAGUUCAGAUAAUGACUGGAUUGUCUGCUGUUAAGUGACGGGUUGGAACUAUGCUUUUAAAACCAUCUUUUUUCUCUUUUAGUAGUUGCACACAAACAGAGAAUCUAAACAAUGUGUUUUUAUCAUUUCUUCUGCAAUGUCACUAGUAUGUAACAUAAUGUAUAAAUGACUGUUACUUCCUUUUGACUGUGGUUGUGUGUUGCCUGCUAAUUGCUCGCUAUGGUAAAAGGCCGACAUCUGUAUCACUGACUACAGCAUGUAGUAUGUGCAGUAUGUGCUCAGCAGUAUGUGAGGUCACAUUUCUGAUUCACAUCUGUCAAAGCAGGUAGUUGUUUAGGUCCAACGUUUGGACUACAUAAUUAGUACAUUAUAAAGUGUACCAUGAUGGAUGUUAUCACAAAGCUGACAGCUGUGAUGUAUUUUAAGAAACCAUUUAAUGAUGAUUCAACUGUAACCAUGAAUGUUUCUCCAUUGAACCAAAAUGUAAUUCUGUCUGGUUUGUGAGGCCAUACUCAACAGUAGUUUUAUAACCGGGUGGUUUUACAUCGGUGACACAUCCUUCAUUCUGGUGACCUUUUCAUCUUAUCAGAGUAUUCACUUGGCAUGUAAUUUCUCAUCACUGCAGGCAGAGCAGACAUCAGUCAGUCCAGUGUAGCUCUUACAUCACUAGAGAGCAUACUAAUCCUACAGCUAAUUCAUUUUGACAAUGACAUUACAUACUUGAAAUGUUUUGUCUAGUGGAAACAUGUCAGGACACACAGUCUUCAUAUGCCAGGACUCAUGAGGUCAUCAAAUGCACAGUAUUUUCCUUUCCUCACAAUACAAUAUUAUAUUUGAUUAGUCUUGUCUUUAAACAGAUAUAUAAUAUAAUCACUACAAUGGCAAUGGGCACUGUGCAGUAAUGAUGUGGGUUUGACAUCUGUUGUACCUGAUCAGUCCAAUUCAUGAUGUUAAACUUUCAGUUAAAU
Etheostoma spectabile (orangethroat darter) is the source of this 2954-nucleotide messenger RNA. RefSeq names its product matrix metallopeptidase 28 (gene mmp28). The transcript has 8 exons. Bases 151 to 1728 code for a protein of 525 amino acids. Gene Ontology annotation, biological process: collagen catabolic process; proteolysis; extracellular matrix organization. Gene Ontology annotation, cellular component: extracellular matrix. Lineage: Eukaryota; Metazoa; Chordata; Actinopteri; Perciformes; Percidae. Gene Ontology annotation, molecular function: metalloendopeptidase activity; zinc ion binding. The record is from RefSeq and is a predicted model, not a curated record.